Molecule: messenger RNA, 1755 nt
Organism: Auxenochlorella protothecoides
Lineage: Eukaryota; Viridiplantae; Chlorophyta; Trebouxiophyceae; Chlorellales; Chlorellaceae
Product: Putative sodium-coupled neutral amino acid transporter 10
Exons: 5
Coding region: 1-1755 (584 amino acids)
Biological process (GO): amino acid transmembrane transport
Molecular function (GO): amino acid transmembrane transporter activity
Source: RefSeq, a predicted model, not a curated record
AUGCUGGGUCGGCCUCGCGAGAGGAAGUCUUCCCAUAUCACCAGCCCCUCCCGCCUGGAUACCAGGGCCGGCGCCGAGGCCAAGGAUAUCAUGUCUCCGCCCCGGGGGGUCUUGCAACGGGGCCCCGAAACGGCCAAGGCCACGCCGCGGCAGAGCGUGUUCACGCUGGUGAAUGCGGUGCUGGGCGCGGGCGUGCUGGGCUUCCCCUACGUGUACAAGAGCUGCGGCCUGGGCCUGGCCACGGCGCUGAUCGCGCUGGUGGUGGCCGCCAGCGCGCUGUCCAUGCGCCUGCUGCUCCUGGCGGCAGGGCGCGCGCGGCGCGGCAGCUACGAGGCGCUGGCGGCUGCGUGCCUGGGGCCCGUCGGCGCGCGGUGCGUGGACGCCUGCGUCCUGAUCAUGAACCUGGGGGGCCUGGUGGCCUACCUCAACAUCCUGGCCGACACGGGGAGCAGCGUGGCGGGCAGCGUGGUGCCCCCCGGCGCCGAGCCCAGCCGCGACGCGCUACUCCUCGCAGUCACCGCGCUCGUGGCGCUGCCAGUGACGCUGGGCGUGCGCCGCGCAGCACUGCUGGCCGUCGUCUCCCAGGUGUCCGUCACCUUCCUCUUCUUCUUCGGCGCCGCCACCGCGCUGACCGCCGCCGCACCCGCCGCGCCGCUGGCGGAGCUGCUGUGGUGGCGCCCCCAGGGCGCGCCCCUCGCAUUCCCCGUCGUCGUCUACGGAUUCACCGCCCACCAGAUCCUGUUUGACAUCUACGAGACCCUGCAGUCAGCCAGCGUGCACAGCAUGACGCGCGUGAUUCACCACAGCAUGGCCCUGAGCACGGCCAUGUACGUGACUGUGGGCGCGGCGGGGUACAUCGCCUACGGCCCCGCCACCGCUGGCGACCUGCUGCGCAACCUGGGCGGCGACAGGGCCUCCGCCCCGCGCCGCGCCUUUGAGUCCGCGCUCCGCAUCGGCUUCGGCCUGUCCAUCCUGGGCACGCUCCCCCUCGUCAUGCUCCCCCUGCAGGCCGUCUGCUCCCGCGCGUGGGAGACGGUGCGCCGGAGGGCGGGGGCGUGCGGGCCGGCGCCCGGGGUCGCGCACGACCCCGCCCGCCUGCGCCCCGCCGACGCGGCGGCCACCGCGGCGUGCCUGGCCGCGGCCUGCGCGCUGGCGGUGGCCGUGCCCAACGUCGAGUUCGUGUUUGGCCUGGCCGGCAGCACCGCCUCCCUGGUCCUGGCCUUUGUCCUCCCCGGCGCCAUAUUCCUGCGCGCCACCGCAGGCGGCGCGGAGGCCUCGACUGUGGCAGGGUCCCCGCCGGACGACCCCGGCCUCUCGGCCCUGCUCUGCACCCAGGCCCUGCUGCGCGCGGUGGCGCAGGAGGCGCGCGUGGCGCGCCUGGCGCGCGCGCUGGGCCUGGCGGCCGCCGGGUCCGAGCUGGACGCCGCGCUGGGCACACUGGGCGGCGUCGCCUCCAGCUUGGGCAGGUCCGCGGCCCUGCUGCGCAGCAACGCCUCCGCCGCCGAGCUGGUGCCGGCCUUGCUCCAGGGGCGCGAGGAGGCGGAGUCGAGCGGCGGCAGCGGCUCUGGCGACCAGGCCCUCUCCUCCGCGCUGUCGCUGGCCGGCAGCUGGGUGCAUGUGAGGGGGCAGGCCGCGGACGUGCUGCCCUGGCAUCGCGACGCCGUGCCGGGGUCCCCCUUCGUCGGUGACUGGUGCAGUGGCAAAAGCGACGGGCGUCGCGGCAAAGACGACGGGCGGUGCGGGGAAAGCGACUGA